This is a messenger RNA of Aspergillus melleus, 621 nucleotides long. RefSeq lists its product as uncharacterized. The coding region runs from base 1 to 621 and encodes 206 amino acids. The transcript has 2 exons. Lineage: Eukaryota; Fungi; Ascomycota; Eurotiomycetes; Eurotiales; Aspergillaceae. The record is from RefSeq and is a predicted model, not a curated record.
AUGCAUCACUCGAUGAAUGAUAACUAUCAAUCCAAGCGCAAGCGCAGAUCCGAGUCGCCGCCGCCCCGAAGGGACAAUGAUUUCCGGGCCCCACCGCCUCGAGUUCAACCAUUGCCAAAGUCGGCCGAUUCUCCCACCAAGGACGCGAAAACGGCGUCAACCGCGGAGCUGUUUAAACCUUUGGCCGAGGAGCUGGAGCGGCUGGAUAAGACAGAUCCCGUUCUGGCCGCACAGGCGGCACGCCUCGUGGCCCUCUAUCGGCGCAUUUGGGAUUCCUACAUCUUGAAGCACGCUGAUAGCCAGCGGCUCGAGAACGAGAAUCGCCGACUGGAGACCAAAAACGCGUCUCUCGAGAAGGAGAAGCGCGACAUGGAAGGUCGCUACGAGGAACAGAGGACGCUCCUAACCCACUUCCAAAAAUCGUUCGAAAGUGUUCAAGACGGGAUCACUAGGAUUUGCGAUAGCUGGAAGGAUGCCCCGGCCGUGCUGCUGGAGGGCAGAGGUGAGGGUCGGCCGGUCGGAAACGACGGCCACGCCCCGGCUGAUUCUCCCUCUGUCACUCCAGCUGCCAAUCAAAAGGCCCCGGCUCCCGCCUCGGUUCCAGUUCCGCCAAAAGCCUGA